CGAGAAUCACUACUUCUUCAUUUUCAUCUUUUACUAUCAUAAUAAUAAUCAUCUCUGGACGACAAAGGAUCUCCUUGAAUCCAGGCACUACCAGACCUUAACAACAACCACAAGUCUUAUCACUUACACGAAACCCACCCUUAUCACACCACCAAUCAACAUAUCAAAAUGGGCUACCCAGAGACUUUCGAGGGCUUCGUCGUUGACUCGCCCAAGACCUGGAACCAGUUCCACCGCCACGAGCUCAAGCCCAAGCCUUUCGGCGAUGACGACAUCGACGUCCAGAUCGAGUGCUGCGGCGUGUGCGGGUCCGACAUUCACACAGUAACCGGCGGCUGGGGUGACUUUGAGGGUCCUCUCUGUGUUGGCCACGAGGUGGUCGGCAAGGCCAUCAAGGUCGGCAAGAAUGUGACCGAGAUCAAGCAGGGCGAUCGCGUCGGCGUUGGUGCCCAGGUGUGGUCCUGCCUCAAGUGCGAUGUCUGCAAGAGCAAGAACGAGCAGUACUGCCCUCACAUGGUUGACACCUACAACGCCAACUACGAAGACGGCUCCACCGCCCACGGCGGCUGGGCCUCUCACAUCCGCGCCCACCAGUACUUCACCUUCAAGAUCCCCGACGCUAUCCCCUCCCACCUCGCCGCGCCCCUCCUCUGCGCCGGCAUCACCACCUACUCCCCGCUUGUGCGCGCCAACGUCGGCCCCGGCAAGACCGUCGGCAUCAUUGGCGUCGGCGGUCUCGGUCACCUAGGCAUCCAGUGGGCGCGCGCCCUAGGCGCCGAGGUGCACGUGCUGACGCACUCAGCCUACAAGGCCGACGACGCCAAGGCCCUGGGCGCGCAAAACGUCAUUGUCACCAGCGACGACGAGAAGUGGGCCGAGCCGUACAAGUUCAAGUUUGAUUUCCUGCUCAACUGCGCCGACGCGACGCACAAGUUCGACAUGAAGACGUACCUCUCGGUCCUCAAGGUGGGCGGCGAGUUCCACAUGUGCGGCAUCCCCGACAAGCCGCUGCCCCCGCUCGAGGUGUUGGCGUUCAUGCAGAACGGCGCCAAGUUGUCGGCCAACCACUUGGGUAAUCACCAGGAGAUGAAGGCCAUGUUGCAGCUGGCGGCCGAGAAGGGCAUCGUGCCCAAGGUGGAGACGGUGCAGCUUGGAGAGGAUGGGUGCAAGGAGGCGGUGGAGAGGGUCAAGGAGGGAAACAAGGUGCAUUACCGCCUUACUUUGACGGGCUUUGACAAGGUUUUUGGAAAGGUUGAGUACUAGGUAGUAUGGUGAUUUAGAGGUAAAUGGGUGGAUGGAGUUGCUGGCGUGUUUGGGGGAGAGAUACCCAUUAUGUGUGUGUGUCAUAUUUGAUCGCUGCUAGCGAGGCGCUGGACAUAUGAUUGAUGAGUUAUGAUAAUAAUAAUCACAUUCUCCA
Molecule: messenger RNA, 1417 nt
Organism: Neurospora tetrasperma FGSC 2508
Lineage: Eukaryota; Fungi; Ascomycota; Sordariomycetes; Sordariales; Sordariaceae
Exons: 2
Coding region: 169-1263 (364 amino acids)
Biological process (GO): alcohol metabolic process
Molecular function (GO): zinc ion binding; alcohol dehydrogenase (NADP+) activity
Source: RefSeq, a predicted model, not a curated record